This is a messenger RNA of Oldenlandia corymbosa var. corymbosa, 1603 nucleotides long. Lineage: Eukaryota; Viridiplantae; Streptophyta; Magnoliopsida; Gentianales; Rubiaceae. The record is from the annotation of a GenBank genome assembly.
UCCAUCAAAAUAACUACCGUUUUUAAUUAACUUUCCUCAAAAGCUGUAUGAAAUGCAUGUGCUACCUAUUUGUUUUGCAUGCCCUUUCAUAUAUAUAUAUAUAUAUAUAUAUAUACACACAUAUAUAUGUAUAUAUGAAAAAAAAAUAGUACAUUACAUUUUUAAAGCGUAAGAACUAACUAGCUAAGAUAGAAAGCUGACGUCUUCUAGCUAGUCUUCCUUUCUUUUCUCUCCAAGGAGAAAGAAUAUGCUUUCAACUUAUUACUGUAGUUUGAUAGAUCACCUAAAACCACAACCCUUUUGGAUCCUUUUCCUCUUCUCCAUUGGUCUCAUUUCCAUCUUCAAGAACUCCAUCCUCAUAGCCAAAUGGAUCUUCACAACACUGUUGAGACCUCCCAAAAACCUCAAGAAAGACUAUGGUUCAUGGGCACUCAUCACGGGAUCAACCGAUGGUAUAGGAAAAGCCAUGGCUUAUGAGCUAGCUAAAAAAGGCCUCAACUUAAUCUUAAUCAGUAGGAACUCCCAAAGACUCGAACAAGUCUCCAACCAAAUCCAAUCCCUCUUCCCAAACAUCCACAUCAAGAUUCUUGCCCUAGAUUUCUCGUUAAUGGAUGACAAUCGUUGUUAUGUUAGGAUUCAGGGUGCGAUCAAGGAAUUGGAUGUUGGGUUGUUGGUUAACAACGUUGGGGUUACAUAUUCAUCGGGGGCGAAAUUUUUCCAUGAGGUGGAGAAAGAGGAUUGGAUGAAUGUUGUGAGGGUGAACUUGAAGGCUACAACGUUGGUUACUAGAGCAGUUGUAGAAGGAAUGAUAAAAAGAAAGAGAGGUUCAAUAGUUAAUAUUGGUUCUGGAGCUGCCAUUGUUGUGCCUUCUCAUCCCCUUUAUGCUGUUUAUGCCGCAACUAAAGCGUACGUUGAUCAGUUGUCCAGAAGCUUGUAUGUGGAAUAUGGAAGUUGGGGAAUUCAUGUUCAAUGUCAGGUGCCAUUGUAUGUAUCGACGAAGAUGGCAUCAAGAGUGGCUAAGAUUCAGAAAUCUUCAUUUUUCGUGCCAAACGCUGAGAGUUACGCAAAAGCAGCCGUGAAUCGAAUUGGGUAUGAAGUAAGGUGUACUCCCUGGUGGACUCAUUCUCUGCAGUGGACUUUUGCCUCAUUUCUCCCUCAGUCUCUUCUUGAUCAUUGGCGUUUAUCCAUCGGGAUUUCUCGGAGAAGGGACCUUCAAAAGAAUUGACUCCAAAAGGAAUAUUGCUUGAUUAAUACUAAUUGUUUGUUUGGGAGCAGGUUAGAUUGGCUGGAGUAUAAUGUUGUACGGGUAUUGCACUUUUUAUAGUGUGUUUUCGUGUUGAUCUCAUUGUUUUUUAUUACUCCUUCCGUCUCAUAAUUAUUGUUCAGUUUGGGUUUUCAUUUCUAGUUCAAAUUGUACUAAAAGUGAAAUUUCAAACUGAACAAUAAUUAUGGGACGCAAGGAGUACUUUUUUGUAUCACCUUAUUGAACUAUCAGGAAAAAAAGAAUUGGUUGGGACCUGGGAGGACACAAAGAAAGGUGAAAAAUGUAACAGCUGUUCAACAUUUGGGAUCAUAAGUGUAUUAUUAAUUCCGCUCACACAAC